UUGAGCUACCUAUGCUGUUAGCGGAAGUAGCUGCAGGAUGAUGGCCCCUGCUCCUGUCAGCAGCGACUCCCCCUGCGCGUGUAAAGGCGUCCGCCGCUGUCUCGUGUGUGAACAGAUUAAGGGAACGUGUAAUUUGGAGCCGAGUGAUCCUGAGGUUGUGCAUCAUUUUCUCUACAAUCCUGAGACAAGACGGGCUGUUUGCGAUGAUGCAGAGGCUUUGUCCUUCCCCUUUCCUGGUGUCUUCCUGUGGGAGAACUUCAUAUCAGAAGCAGAGGAGAAGGCGCUGAUAAGCUCGAUAGACCAGGAUGUGUGGAACCAGUCCCAGUCUGGGCGAAGGAAACAGGACUUUGGUCCAAAGGUGAACUUCAAGAAAAAGAAAGUACGUGUGGCUGGCUUCAGUGGACUCCCUCCUUUAAGCCAAAAACUAGUGCUCAGGAUGCAGCAGGAGCCAAGUCUGUCAUGCUUCCAGCCAGUGGAGCAGUGUAAUCUGGAUUACCAUCCUCAGCGAGGCUCUGCCAUCGACCCACACCUCGACGACUCCUGGCUUUGGGGGGAGCGCCUGGUCACCAUCAACAUGUUAUCAAACACCACUCUCACCAUGUCGCUUGAACAGGGUCUUCCUGAGCUGGGACUCAGAGGGAAUGUCCAGGUAGCUGUGCAUCUCCCUCGCAGAUCUUUGCUGGUGUUGUACGACGAGGCACGGCACAGGUGGAAACACGGCAUUCACAGGGAGGAUGUUCAUGAGCGUAGAGUUUGCAGCACCUACAGAGAGCUGUCUGCAGAGUUCUUACCUGGAGGGCAGCAGGCAGAGCUGGGAGCACAGCUGUUGAACAUGGCUUUGAGUUUUCAAGGAACUCCAAUAUGAUCUGAUGAUGGCACUGGAAAACUGCACAACCAGAGAUGGGAGUCAAGGACAAGUCUUUAACGUUUCCGCAUUGAAACAGAAUGAAGAUGUCCUUCCCAAGGCUGAAGGCUUGAAGUUUGAACCUGUGACUCAUCUCCAAAUUCAACAGUUAACAGAGGAUACACAACACUGUAAUCUCCAGUUCCUCUCCUCUACAAAAUUGACUAGUGCACAGAUUUUUUUAUAUGAAUAUGAAUGUGAAGAUUGCAACGGAUACAUGUGCUUCUGUAGUUUAAAACCAAGGAAGUGCAUAGAGUCUUGACUUGUGGACUUGACUACUGUUAUUGAUUCCCUUUUGUCCUGUGGCUGUUUGACUAAGUUUGUCCCAGUUAAUAUUUUGACCCGAACACUGUUUGUCCAAAAGCAAUUGAAGGCACUCCAGGUUUGGUUUGACCUGUGAGUCAACAGUGCUCCAGAGAUUUGAGGCGCUGAUUGGUUCAAAUCUGCACAAUGAACAAGUCAAACGUAAAAUGUAUUGAUGUCCACAAGUAUGUAAAAAUGCAGUUGAUGAACAGAAAAGAGAAAGGAAAAAAGAGUAGAACGCAGUCUAUCAGGUUGAGAUAUAGUAUACACAUCCCAACUUCCUCUGCUGACACCUGUGGUGUCGAUUAUUUUGCAACUACUGGUUUUCAUCAGAAAGAUUCCUCUCUAAACUGCCAAUGUGAUGAAACAGGCAAAAACAUUUUUUGUGUCCUUGAAUUAUAUAAAUUUAGUGAUUUCAUUAUUUUUUUAAUCUUGCUCUUCACAAGUAGCUGUUAAUAUUUUUAUUAACAAAUAAAUUAUUUUUCAUGCAUUUUA
Platichthys flesus (European flounder) is the source of this 1702-nucleotide messenger RNA. It is a transcript of the gene alkbh4, whose product is annotated as alkB homolog 4, lysine demthylase. The record is from RefSeq and is a predicted model, not a curated record. Lineage: Eukaryota; Metazoa; Chordata; Actinopteri; Pleuronectiformes; Pleuronectidae. Gene Ontology annotation, molecular function: actin binding; demethylase activity; oxidoreductase activity. The coding region runs from base 38 to 865 and encodes 275 amino acids. The transcript has 3 exons. Gene Ontology annotation, biological process: oxidative demethylation; protein demethylation; actomyosin structure organization. Gene Ontology annotation, cellular component: contractile ring; midbody.